AUGCUGAAGACAAGGAGCGUCCAGUCCAUCUGCGCAUCAUGUCGUCUCAAUAUCGCAAUUUCGCGCGCCCGUAGCGCACGAUUACCAUUGAGGACUCAAUCCGUACCGCUACAAGUCCGAUCGGCCGCUUCACGAGGCUUCGCGCCACAGCGAACAUUUUCGACAACACCUGCGAAGAGAGAUUUGGACCGAGAAACCAAGGAAAAUGUCCCACAUUCUGAGGAUGCACCUCCUUCUCCAACCGAAGCACUCAAUUACGAAGUCAACGCGCGGAGGGCGAGGCAGCAAUUCGGAGAUAUCUUGCCCAGGGACCAUCUAAGUGCGGAAGAAUACACGGUCUACGAGAGACUUUACGGAGAGCCCGUGUUUGUCGACCCAACAAAAGAAAAUCAGGGACUCGACACAGUAGCUGAGGAAGAAAUCAUUCAAGAAGAACGGCCUGAUGGCACUACGGUUUUGUUAAGGAGGACAAAAGAUGGCGAGCUGGAGGAGAUUGAGAUUGUCGCUGAGAACGACGCUCUUGAGGAGGAAGACGCAGAGGCUACUGAGAUGGCCGACGAGACCAUGACACCAGAGGAGUGGGAGGCACGCAGAGAGGAAGAAUUGCAGACAUACCACGAUGACGUCUAUGAGCAGAGCCGAAUACAACAUGAGGAAGCAGAGGCUUGGGAGGACGUAGAAGAGUCACAGGAGGACGGUGAUUUCAUGCGCGCCCAUCCUUUGACUAUUGCUGGCCGCUUCAAGCCUUCACCUUCAACCGUGUUCUUGCCCAAAGAAACCUUGGUGGACCCCACUGCUCUUCUCCUGACCCGUGCCAAUCACAAGCACCUUGCGGAAUCUGCAAACCGAAUUUUCGGUGGACGGGGUCUGCCCAACUCGGCCAGCACGGCUCCAGCACGCUUGGGCAAUGAACAAAAACCAAUUCCGCUUGAUCCUUCGCAGUCGGACAUGGGCAACAUCGAAGCUGAUGCAUACAUGGCAUCUGUUCAACCAGGAACGUAUGCGAGUGUCAUGAGUGCCAUGGUCGAGGUCCGACGGCGACUUGGGACUGGAUGGUUAGAGCAUAUGCUGCAGAACAAGAAGGGUGGUACCAUCCUAGAUGCUGGUUCAGGAGGUGUUGGUGUGCUCGCGUGGCAUGAGAUGCUUGAGGCGGAAUGGCAGCGCAUGCAUGAGGAAUCAGGGAACACUUCACACGGCGCUACCCCACUAGGCAAAGCGACUGUUCUGACUGCGUCUGACACACUUCGCCACCGCGCCAGCAAGCUAUUGGAAAACACUACAUUUAUUCCUCGUCUCCCAGAGACCGUGACACCCGAAGAUGAAGCCAACACGCAACAGCCACGGAAGUUCUACGAUGUUAUCAUUGCUCCACACACGCUUUGGCCUCUGCGGCAAGACUAUCUGCGCAAAGAACAGGUCGAGAAGUACUGGUCUUUGCUUAAUCCCAAGGGCGGUGUUUUGAUUCUCAUUGAAAAGGGACUGCCGCGAGGAUUCGAAGUCGUUGCUGGCGCUCGUGCUUAUUUACUGGACAAGCACAUUGCCUCACCCGGUUCAGAAACCAUUGAACGAUCCGUUGAGUCUCAAGUGUCGCAUCCAGACGAAGAAACCAGGUUUACCGAAAAAGAGGUUGGUAUGAUUGUUGCACCAUGCACGAACCACAGCACAUGCCCCAUGUAUCAGUCUACCGGUGUUUCUCAAGGACGCAAGGACUUCUGUUUCUUCAGUCAACGUUACAUUCGACCACCAUACCUUCAACGUAUUCUGAAUGCCAAAGACAAGAACCAUGAAGACGUCCAGUUCAGCUACCUCGCUGUUCAACGUGGACGCGACCAGCGUCUCCCCCAGCACGACAUUCUCGGCAAGGGUUUUGUUCAAGGAGAAUCAUCGACGGCAGCUGCUUUUGAAGGCCAUGAAUGGAAGGCUUCAGACGCGGAUCCAGAUCUAGCAACAGAAGAGCCUGUAUUGACAUCGACAGCCGACGUCAAUCCACUUACACUCCCUCGACUCAUCCUGCCUGCCCUCAAGCGACGAGGUCAUAUUAUAUUGGACGUGUGCACACCAGCUGGUACACUAGAGCGCUGGACAGUUCCCCGAUCUUUUAGCAAGCAGGCCUUCCGCGAUGCGCGAAAAGCCAGAUGGGGCGACUUGUGGGCACUUGGCGCAAAGACACGUAUUCCGCGCAGUGUGCGUCUGGGACGUCCAAGUGACGAGUUCGACAAGAAGGGCAGAAAGGUCAAGAAGGCCAAGCAGGUGACUAUUGAGAUUGGCAUUGGUGAAAAGGACGGCAGGACGGUGGAAGAAGGACCUGCCAAGAUCCUGGGCAAAGGAGGAAGAAUGCUGGUCGGUGACCGUGACGGACGAUAUACGAGCGAUCGAAAGAUUCGGGGAAGCAAGGGCAGGAAAGGAAGGAAGAAGCAGAUUGGCCAGGACUAUGAUGUUUUGGACGACAUGUAA
This is a messenger RNA of Bipolaris zeicola 26-R-13, 2454 nucleotides long. RefSeq lists its product as uncharacterized. Gene Ontology annotation, biological process: translation. The record is from RefSeq and is a predicted model, not a curated record. Bases 1 to 2454 code for a protein of 817 amino acids. Gene Ontology annotation, cellular component: mitochondrial small ribosomal subunit. The transcript has a single exon. Gene Ontology annotation, molecular function: structural constituent of ribosome; methyltransferase activity. NCBI's taxonomy places the organism in Eukaryota, Fungi, Ascomycota, Dothideomycetes, Pleosporales, Pleosporaceae.